AUCGUUCCCUCCAAGCAGAAAUGUCAAAAUGGCGUCAACGCAGGACGCUUGGUAUAUUUCUUUACUUGGUUUAGCAGAACAUUUCCGUACAUCGAAUCCUCCUGACAUAAAAAGUUGCAUCCAGUGCCUACAAGCCGUAUUUAAUUUCAAACCACCACAAAGAGUCGAAGCCAGGACACAUUUACAACUUGGAAAUAUUCUUUUGACACACACCAAAAACAUCGACUUGGCGAGAACGCAUUUAGAGCAGAGUUGGUGCAUGUCACAGACUAUCAAUGGGUUUGACGAUGUUAAGUUCGAGGCAGCAAGUGUGCUGGCAGAUCUGUUUGAGGCCCAGGGCCAGCCGUCACAUUCAAAGCCCAUCCUACGGAAGGCCAUUGAGUUGUCACAGCACAGUGUGUACUGGCACUGCAGACUUAUAUUCCAACUGGCACAAAUCCACGCAACUGAGAAGGAGUAUGAGGUGGCAAGCAGUUUGCUAGGCGUUGGAGUGGAUUAUGCACAGAUAUCCAAUGUGGCUUACACACGCGUCCUUUUCUUACUCAGUAGGGUUAUGCUGUUAUUAAUAGACAAAAGGAUCACAGAAGUGUUACCACUUUUGAACCAGGCGGGACACCUAGUGGACGCCUGGACCGGCAGUGUUCACCAGAAAGAGUACCUUAAAGUCUUCUUCCUUGUACUGCAGGUAUGUCACUACUUAAUGGCGGGGCAGGUGAAGAGCGUGAAGCCGUGCCUCAAGCAGCUGCAGCAGAGCAUACAGACGAUCAUGGCGCCGACGUGGCCAGAUGAUGACGCGGUAUGCGGCACGGCGCAAGGCGAGUCGUUCGUGUGGCUGUCCCGGCAGCAGCUGUACGUGCUGGUAUACCUGGUCACCGUGAUGCACUCGGCGCAGGCCGGCUACAUGGAGAAGGCACACAAGUACACUGAAAAGGCGCUCGCGCAGAUCGAUAAGCUUACUUCAAAAUCAAGCGACGAAAAAGACAAGUGCGAGAAGGAGGAGAGAGAGCAGGCGCGGAGCCGGAAGGGCGCCAUCUUGGCGUGGCGCCUGCGCAUGGCGCUGGUGGAGCACGCGGCGCUGUGCCGCCUGGUGGCGGGCGGCAAGGCGCAUGCGCUGCACGAGAUAGCCCGCGCCGCGCAUCUGCUCACACAGGCGCCUGAGCCGGCGACGGCAGCCCUGCACACGCCGCAGCUGCACUGCCUGCUGGGGCUGUACGCCAUGUCCAUGAACUGCAUGGACGCCGCCGAGGCGCAGUUCCACACUGCCAUUAAUAUGUCACAAGAAAGAGAUUUAUGGAUGUUCGCGAAACUUAACCUGGCUAUUGUAUAUUUACGAGGGCGACGGGACAGCGAACUCACAAUACUUAUGGAACAAGUGCGGCCGGAGUCGCUGCCGACGUACGCGCACGGGCUGCGGGCGGCGUCCUACUACGUGCUGGGCCUGCAGGCCUUCUUCCAGGCGCGGUACAACGAGGCCAAGAGGUACCUCCGCGAGACUCUAAAGAUGGCGAACGCGGAAGACCUGAACCGGCUGACGUCAUGCUCGCUCGUGCUGCUGGGACACAUAUUCCUGUCCAUCAACAACUCGCGCGAGAGCAUGAACAUGGUGACGCCCGCCAUGCAGCUCGCCAGCAAGAUACCCGACGUGCAUGUGCAGUUGUGGGCUUCAGCUAUACUGAAAGACCUGUACCGGCUGGCGGGCGACUCGGAGCGCGAGAACGAGGCGUACCAGAUGCACUGCAACUUCUCGCAGGCGCUGCUGAAGGACCACUUCCAAGCGACGCAGCUGCCGCAGCACGCGCUCGUGCACUGGACGGCCGGCCCGCCGCCCGCCAUAGCUCCGCCCGACCGCUCCUAGUGCUCUAGUGCCCGUGCUGUGCCCCGGCCGGCCGGCCCGCCGCCCGACCGCUCCUAGUGCGUCAGUGCUGUGCCAGUGACUGUGACACUCUAGUGCUACCCCGUGCCGCGUACUCGAGCUUCAUCGCAACCGUCAAUUAACAUCAUCCUCAUCAUACAUCCUCACACUUGGGUUCAUCUGUUAGGCUUGUACGGCAAUGGUUAGUGCUCAAUUGUAUCCCAAAUGUCAUCGAUAUGUUACUGAACCGAUUUCGCCUUCAUUUGUCUCCGGUUGAGACUCGGUGUGGUUUAGAAUUGGUUUGUUAUGCAUUGUACAUGAUAGGUUAUCAUCUUGAGUGAUUGUUGAGUUUGUAAGUUGUGACAAUAAUAUCAUAUCAGACGAGUAUGUGUCUGGGUGUAUCGUGAGUGCACCGGUGUGUGUCGCGAUACUGUUGUAUAUCGGUUCUCAUAUAUUGUGUCUGAUCUCAUUCAUUUAACGUCAUCACACGUGAAGCGACGCCAGGGGGAAGUUACCGUGACCAGUAUCUAAUGACAUUUUAAUUGACUCAAAAUAUGGAGGGUUAUUUUCGAAAAGUAUUUUUUUAAGAUUCGGUUUAAUGGAAAUGAUUCGGAAUUUCUAAGAAUGUUGUUAGAGUUAAAUUUAAAGUUCGUUUGUAGACUGACUGCAAAUCAACAUCAACAUGCACUUAAUUUACUGCCUAAUGUACAAUUUGAGGUGUAAUGCAAUUAGUUGUGAGUGCAGUUGUCUUCCAAACUGCCUGAGUUAUCUCCAUAGUGAGAUUUCAUAGUUUUAUUGCUUUCUUGUGUAAAUUCAGUGAUUGUGAAUGCCAGUAGAAGAUUUUAGAUGUAGCAGUAAUGUUUCCCGGCUUCCCCCGCCGCUGGUGACGGGGCCACACUUCCUCAAGUACCCGAAGACAACGCGCCAAAGGAGAGAGAGCAUAAUACAUUGUCUUAUUUUGCACAAUACACAGUUGAAUUGUGGGCAAACAUUUUAAAAUUUUAAUUGUUUAUGCAGAUAAUACGGACUGAUAUAUAAAUUAAUUGUACAUAAUGUGUCAAAAUAUGAACCUGAGAAAGAACAAAACGUCUCAUAUUUAUUAUUAUUAAUCUUAACUUUUAUUUUAUUAGUUAUUUCCUUAGUAACUUGUUAGGAGUGAGCGGAUAUUGUUGAUAUGCUGGUUAAUUAAUUUUAUAGUAGCAUUUUGUUGUUGCAGUCGGUCUCAAUAGAUUGUUUCACUACAUAGUUUGUCACAAUAACUGUUGAUAUCUUUCCAUGUUCAUAUUAUUUUUGUAAUAUAAUGUAGAGACAACCGUUUUCUUUAUCACGAAACGACUUCUAUUGAAAUCGAACGCACCGACACUUGAAUCACACAAUCUUUCGUAAAAUCAAAAUUGAAAGAAAUCUGUACACAUAUUUUAUUUUAGUAAUUCCCUUUCGAACAGUUAGAUGUGGCCUUAGACAGAGGGUACACUUGCUGCUGUUAAUAUGUAAAUAAAAGUUGAAUUAUUGUAAAUAAUAAAAUUAUAAAAUAUAUGUUUUUUGCUAUA
Helicoverpa zea (corn earworm) is the source of this 3402-nucleotide messenger RNA. RefSeq names its product MAU2 chromatid cohesion factor homolog (gene Mau2). The transcript is spliced from 12 exons. Gene Ontology annotation, molecular function: protein binding; double-stranded DNA binding. NCBI's taxonomy places the organism in Eukaryota, Metazoa, Arthropoda, Insecta, Lepidoptera, Noctuidae. The coding region runs from base 29 to 1855 and encodes 608 amino acids. The record is from RefSeq and is a predicted model, not a curated record. Gene Ontology annotation, biological process: maintenance of mitotic sister chromatid cohesion; mitotic sister chromatid cohesion. Gene Ontology annotation, cellular component: chromatin; SMC loading complex.